This is a messenger RNA of Paraphaeosphaeria sporulosa, 2674 nucleotides long. Its product is annotated as TRP-domain-containing protein. The record is from RefSeq and is a predicted model, not a curated record. Gene Ontology annotation, biological process: transmembrane transport; fungal-type cell wall biogenesis. The transcript has 4 exons. Bases 365 to 2491 code for a protein of 708 amino acids. NCBI's taxonomy places the organism in Eukaryota, Fungi, Ascomycota, Dothideomycetes, Pleosporales, Didymosphaeriaceae.
AAGACAACCAGGUUUCAGUCGCUGCCUCACCUGCACGCGCUCAUCUCUCCCCUUCCAGCAACCGACAACCUCUCGUUUCAUCGUUCGCUUUCCUCCAACUGCCAGCACACCAAAGGCUUUUGGUCUUCUGAUCCUCUCUCUCGUUUGUUUGCCUCUUCGACACCAUCUUCACCUUCGACGCACCCUGUUCCGGCACCACACAGGUUGAACCUGCGGCCCUACACCUUUUAAUCACCCGCUUCCUUUGUAUCACGACUCUCUUAUCGCCUUCUCUCUAGCUCGUCGACGCAGACCGAGCCUUGCGCGUCCUUCCAUCCCAUCGUUUCGUAGGCGGUAGAUCGCCCGCGGGCGAAGAACGAACGUCAUGCGAGCCCACAUCUCUUAUUCCACAAUGCUCGCGCCCUUCAUAUUACUGGCAACAGCCCCUCUGGGUGCCCUUGCUGCAGAUGUACUCAAGACUACCGGAUACACCUCGUGCCAGGAUGAUGCCGACAUCAAGGUCAACAGGAUGGACAUCGAGUUCGUCAAGUCGACAAAGAAGGUCACAUUCGACGUGUCUGGUACCAGUUUAAAGAAGCAGGAAGUCAUGGCUACACUCGUUGUCAACGCCUACGGCAUCGAGGUGUACAAGAACGAGUUCGACCCCUGCAAGGAAGACACCAAGGUGCCACAGCUGUGCCCAGUACCCGAGGGUACAUUCGGUGCCCAAGGAACCCAGACCAUCCCCGACGCCUACAUGGACAAGAUCCCGGCCAUCGCCUUCAACGUCCCGGACUUGGACAGCCAGGCUACGUUGCAGCUCAAGGCAAAAGAUGGAUCGCAACUGGCCUGCAUUACCUCUACAGUCAGCAACGGCAAGACGAUGGAUGUCCCUGCUGCCAAGUACAUCGCAGCCGGCAUCGCAGCCGGUGCGUUGGCUGUCUCCAGUUUGUCAGCCCUCGCGAGCGCAGGUCACGCUGGCACGGCGACGUCAAGCCCCAACUUUGGCGACGUCAUCGGCUGGUUCCAGUCCAUGGCACUGAACGGAAUGAUGAGCGUCAAGUACCCCAGCGUUUACCAGAGCUUUUCAAAGAACUUCGCUUUCAGCACAGGUCUCAUCGGCUGGGACAGCGCACAACGGUCGAUUGAUACCUUCCGUAAUAAGACCGGCGGCAAUCUCACAGCAGACAGCGUCGACUAUCUGAAGAAAGUCAGCUAUACCAGCUCCGGUCAAAACAUGACAAAGCGCGCGAUCGAGGUUGCGUCGCUUUGGGUACGUGAUGACUUGAGUGUCAACAAUGACAACAGCACCGACAGCGGGGAGAGCAACCAAUUUGGUGAUCUCGGUGAAGGCAUCAAAAAGUACGCUCAGGAGCUAAGCAUUCCCAACGGCAACACUUUCAUGACUGUACUCCUCGUUUUCGCCAUUGUCGUCGCCUCCAUCACCGUCGCCAUCCUCCUCUUCAAGGUCAUUCUUGAGACCUGGGCUCUGUGCGGCAACUUCCCGAAGCGCCUGACUGGCUUCCGCAAGCGGUACUGGUGGACACUGGCCAAGACCAUCACCCACCUGAUCCUCCUCCUCUACGGUAUCUGGACCCUCUACUGUGUCUAUCAGUUCAAGAACGGUGACUCGUGGGCUGCCAAAGUCCUUGCUGGCGUUACUCUUGCGAUAUUUACCGCUGUUCUUGCCUUCUUCACCUGGAAGAUCUGGAGUUUGGCCCAGAAGUUCAAGAGAAUGGAGGGCAACCCCGGCGCCCUGUACGAGAACAAGGAGCUGUGGAGGAAGUACAGCAUUUUCUACGAAAACUACAAGAAGAGCUACUGGUGGCUGUUCAUCCCGCUGAUCGUCUACAUGUUUGCUCGCGGUUGCGUUAUCGCGGGCGCAGACGGUCACGGUAUGGCUCAGGUCGCCGGUCAACUCAUCGUCGAGUCUCUGCUCCUGAUCUUGCUCCUGUGGUCUCGCCCCUUCUCGCUCAAGUCUGGAAACUGGAUCAACAUCAUCAUCCAGGUUGUUCGUGUCCUCUCGGUCGCUUGCAUCCUGAUUUUCGUCGAGGAACUUGGUGUUGCUCAAACUACGAAGACGGUGACAGGUCUUGUUUUGGUGGUCAUGCAGGCUGUCCUGACUGGUCUCCUGGCUAUUUUGAUUGCAGUCAACGCCAUUGUCAUUUGCUGCAAGGAGAAUCCCCACAAGAAGAAGAGGAAGGAAGCCGAGAAGGCACGCGACCUGGACAAUCUCACUCCCCUGGACGCCCGCAACUCCCUCCUCAUGGACCCGCAAGAAUACAAGCGCGGCUCCGUCAUCAGCGUUGGCGGCCACCGCUACGACCCCAUCCCACUUACCGAGCAAAACACACAAUACCACGGGGCGCGCCCCUUCCAGGACAACGACAACGAGCAUCUCAUGGACAACGCCGCUGGGUUCGGCCGAACCGGCACCCACAGCCGCGCUUAUGGCGGCCAGUGGGCGCCGCAUGGCAGCCAGCAGGGAGGUUACCAGGGACAUGCCUACUGAGCUGCGACAUCGAUACCCCAAAGCAAAAGUAAUUCUGCAUUGUACAUUUUCUACGCAGGGAUCCCGCACCGCACUGUACAUGUAAACAUGUUGGAAAGACGGUUUACAGCUCUGCAAGUCCGGACUCUGACAUAUAGCAUGCGCCUGAGGAGGGCAUAGCAUGGCUGGGAACGGGCGUAUAUA